Molecule: messenger RNA, 1502 nt
Organism: Rhopalosiphum padi (bird cherry-oat aphid)
Lineage: Eukaryota; Metazoa; Arthropoda; Insecta; Hemiptera; Aphididae
Exons: 4
Coding region: 694-1344 (216 amino acids)
Biological process (GO): DNA replication
Molecular function (GO): nucleotide binding; DNA binding; DNA-directed DNA polymerase activity
Source: RefSeq, a predicted model, not a curated record
CCGAGAAAUAAUCACUCUGCCCACCCCGAAGUUGGAAAAGAACAAACGGACGAUUUUUGGUUCAACGAUGGAAAUGAAGAUUUUUUCGUUGAAGCCGACGAUGAUUUAAACUCCCCACGUAUGUAUUAUUUUUUUAUCUGUGUUAUUUUUAGUUUGUUCAUUUUUUUUAUUUUUUCUAGAAGAUAACUUCGAAAGACGUUCCGGUGGAGCUGCUAGAGCGCUUCGAUAUUCCUCAGUCGCCAAUAAUCUAUCGUGGGUCUGAAUCACAUUCGUCAGUCGCCAAAUAUUUUAUUCAAACGUUGGUUAAAAUUUCUUUGAAUAUUGCAAAGCUUAUGACGACCAAUGUUCUGAUCAAAAUGACCGAGGGUGAUCGACGAGUGCACGACGGUGCACCCAUUGCAAUCUGUGUAGUACAGUGUUUACGGUACGAAACCAUAAGACUGCUGACCACUGUCAUUUGUCAGGUAAAUAUCGUCAAACACUGUGCAAUACAUGUAAUUUAAAGCUGCAGAUGCCUAGUUUUGUCCCAUGCUUUUUUCAUAACUUGACAAGUUAUGAUUCACAUUUAAUCGUGAAAGAGCUGGGAUAUGAUACGAAUACGAUCACUGUGAUACCUAAUAGUGAAGAAAAAUGUAUUUCAUUUUCUAAAUAUAUAUCGAACGACAUUACUAUUUGAUUCGUCGUUUUGAUUGUAUGUUGAAAUACACUGGAAUGAAAUUAGAGCUCUUAAGUGACUAUGAAAUGUUACUAAUGUUUGAGAAAGGCAUUCGUGGAGGAUUGGUUCAAGCUAGCAAGAGAUAUGCUAAAGCCAACAAUAAAAAAAUGCUUGAAUUUGAUUCUUCAAAACCUAAAUCGUCGAUUAUAUAUCAAGAUGCUAAUAAUUUGUACGGUUGGGCUAUGAGCCAAUAUAUGCCCUACGGAGGGUUUAAAUGGGUUGACCCGUCGUUGGAAGGACUUGAUGAGCUUACUGAUACUUCGGAUAUAGGGCGAGUAUACGAAGUUGAUAUAGCUUAUCCAAAGGAUCUCCACGACAAACACAAUGAUUUGCCGUUUCUUCCAGAAAACUUGAUUCCAACAGGUUCUGUCGAAUAUAAAUUGAUGGCAACGUUGGAUCAUAAAAAAAAGUAUAUAAUUCACUAUAAAAAUUUGAAGCAAGCUAUCGCCAACGGGUUGAUUGUAGAAAAGGUUCAUAGGGUAAUCGAAUUUCGAAAAUCACCAUGGCUUGCAAAAUAUAUUGAAUUAAAUACCGAAAUGAGGAAACGAGCAACCAACGAAUUUGAAAAGGACUUCUAUAAGCUUAUGAAUAAUUCCAUUUUCGGUAGGAAUUCAUUAAUUAAUAUAUAAUUAAAUAUAAUAACUAAAUAUUAUUAUAGGUAAAACAAUGGAGUCAAUGCGUAUCGUUUAUCGUUCAAGUGGGCAAUAUUGGCAAAGCACGUUUCAACGGGUACUUCGAAAUAUGUCGGGGAAAAUUUUUUAUCUGAAGAAUAUCGUUAUAAUUUUUC